AUGGUUGCUAUGGUCGCAGAGCCCAUGGGCAGCCUGCCGGGAACCCCCUUCGAGCCUAUGAAGGUCCAGCCAUCCGAUAUGGUAUCCCUGCUGAAGCUCAUCCAAGACGCGAACACUUACAGCUUCGACAGCAGCUUGAACAACGUGAUGAAGCUGCAGAUCACUGAGCCGCAGUUCGUGAACCUCUCGGCAGAUGAGCCCGCCGCACGCCGCGCGCGCAAGAAGAAGAACGCCAACCGCAAAGGCCGAGAAGGUGGCUCCAGCCCGAGCUCGGCUUCGUCGUCUUCAUCCUCCGAGGCUUCCCUGGGCAGCCUGGGUCAUCCCUGGAUGUGCCGUCGGCCCUGCGUCUAUGUGGCCACUCACAAGGCCGCUUGCCCCAACGGCUCGGACUGCAACUACUGCCACCUGAGGCAUCCGCAACGCCGCGCCACCUUCGACAAACGUCAGCGCGAGUUCUUCCGAUCUCUGGAAGAAGGCGACCUCCUCUCUGUCAUCCUUCCCCACCUCAAGACGAAGGCCGCCAGCAUGCCUCCCUCGGCGCAGAAGGUUCUGGGGCUCCUCAGCGCACGCUGCCUCGCGGCGCGCCAGGGCUCAACGGCCCAGGUGGAGCUUCCUGAGAACUUGAAUGCUGUCCUGGAGCACAUGAACUUCGCCUGGCUGGUCACCCUCGCACCCUGCAAGGACGAGCCGGAGGUCGCUGAGGCCAUGGAAGCGCUACGCAGCGACUGCGCCGCGGCAUAG
Messenger RNA from Symbiodinium sp. CCMP2456, 741 nucleotides. The record is from the annotation of a GenBank genome assembly. NCBI's taxonomy places the organism in Eukaryota, Dinophyceae, Suessiales, Symbiodiniaceae.